Messenger RNA from Penicillium vulpinum, 6018 nucleotides. RefSeq lists its product as uncharacterized. The transcript is spliced from 8 exons. Bases 1 to 6018 code for a protein of 2005 amino acids. Lineage: Eukaryota; Fungi; Ascomycota; Eurotiomycetes; Eurotiales; Aspergillaceae. Gene Ontology annotation, molecular function: protein binding. The record is from RefSeq and is a predicted model, not a curated record.
AUGACAACGUCGCAAACCUCCUCACUAUGGGCUCUGGCUCUAUCAUCACUCCCCGAAAAAGACCAACGCAUCUUCAAAAUAUCAAGCAACUCAUCCCCAGACACAAAAAAGACUCUAAAUGAUAUCCUCUCGGCACUGGAAAGCCAGCGCGACCGCUGUAUGCGGGAUAAAUGGACCACAAUAAGUAUUGGGGGAAAGGAGCUCAUAAUCCGCGAUUUAUGCGCGAAGAUUACUGCGUAUGUCAAUAAAUUCAUGGAGGUAGUUGAUGUUGCGGUCCAGUAUGACCCUGUUCACGCGGCGUUGCCGUGGGCUGGUGUGCGUUUCUUGCUGAAGUUGACAUUCUCUGGGUUUGAAGCUUUCGGUGCUAUUGUCGAGGGAUUGGAGAAAGCCACAGGAUUGAUAGCCCGAUGUGGAAUUCUUGAGGCCCUAUUUAUUCAGCAUGGUAAGGGGACUACUGAGGGAAGAUUGGCCUUGGAACGGGAAAUGGUGAAGCUGUAUUCCAUUGUCCUGGGAUUUAUUUGCGCUGCUAAAAGGCAUCAUGAUUCAUCACGCAUGAAGCGUACCUUUAACUUGACCUCUCGGGUGUCCAUUCAAGAAUCAGUGAAGCAAAUGGAGGCUGCAGAGAAAACUGUGUUGGCUUUGAAGGGUCUCGUUGACAGCGAAAGGGUGGGAACCAUCCAGGACGGCAUUUCCAUGAUGCUCCUAACGGUGACCUCGACUGCUAAGGACGUCGAAAACAUUCAAGCAAGACUGAGGGCAACACUUAUAGAUCUUGAGCGGCCUCUAGUUAGGAUUGCGGAUCAGAGUGAGAGGAGCGAGCUUCUAACGUGGCUUUCCCCUGUCCGCGCCCAAGAACACUACAGGGGGGCACUGACAUCUGUGCUAUCUGGCUCGGGCAAGUGGCUCUUUGAAGAUCAACGCUUCAUGAACUGGAGGGACUCGAGUAGUUCCGAAACAUUUUGGUUACAUGGCAUACCGGGCUGUGGAAAGACAAAACUUGCGGCGGUCGUAAUUCAACAUCUACGCCAACAGAAUUGUGGUGCAUGUCAACCAGCGCCAAUAGCCCACUUUUUCUGUUCUCAGAACCCUGCAGAGCCGGAACGAACCGACUCACAAGACAUAAUCCGAUCAUUGGUAAAGCAAGUUUCUCUAACUAGAGAAGGAAAUGAUUUUCGCGUUCGAACUCCGCUACUGAAAGCGUAUAAAUCACGACAAGCAGAAACGAGUCACACCGGAGAAAAACCAUCACCGCUGACGGUAGAAGAAUGUACUGAAGUGAUGUGUGAAAUCGGCAGAGAGAUUCCGUUUACAAUUGUUAUUGAUGCACUAGAUGAGUGCAGCUCUCAGCAACGGCGCGUUCUCCUUGAGGCACUAGAGGAGAUUCGACAGCGGUGUCGAGAUGUUGUCAAGAUAUUCGUUUCAAGCCGGCAUGAAGAGGAUAUUGCAGUGUCAUUUAAGAAGGGAGAGAUCUUGGAGGUGACUUGUCAAGCAAAUAAUGAGGAUCUGAAGCAAUUUGUCGAAACUGAGGUCGAAAGAUUCGUGAAGAGAUGGUCUACUAUGCAUGAUGAGUCGACUGCUGUGCUGCAGAAGCUUGGGGAGGAUAUAAAAGAGGCACUUAUGACAGGCGCACAAGGAAUGUUUCUCUGGGUGACCCUCCAACUUGAAAGCAUCAGCGAUAUUGAGCAUGUCAAGGAUAUUGACAGUAUUCGCCGAGUCUUGACCUCGCUGCCUCCGAGUCUCGCCAAAUCAUACGAGGCUAUCUACAGAAGAAUACAUUCUAUGGGAGAGAGCACGAGAAGAGUGGCAAUUCAAAGCUUCCAAUGGCUCUUAUGCGCGAAAAGAAAGCUCUCGGUUUCCGAAUUUGUGGCUGCUAUGGGUAUGCCCUCGAGCCAGUCAUCCCACAUAUCAGCGAGGUCAAUCCGCGAUUACUGCUGCAACUUGGUGGUUAUAGAUAAUGAAGCAGACACAUUGCGUCUCGCUCACUUGACAGUCCGAGAAUUCUUUGAGAAACUGCCCGAGUUCUCUAUCAACGAGUCCAAUGCAACUGUUGUUGACAGGUGCUUAGGAUUAUACUUGGCGGAUGAGCGCAAUUCUGAUCUCUUGAGCUACGCUACUUGGUUCUGGCCUGCUCAUGUAGAGCAACUCAGUGGAUCGCCUCAAAGAGCAGCGAUCAAACCAGCACUUCUCGAGUUUUUCACGAAAGAGGAACACUUUGAAGAUUGGCUAGAUGAUAUUGACGCACUAAACAUUGAGGAGGGUCCUAGUUGGAGUACCUCACUCCACAGAAAGCUCGCUGCAUCAUUCGCCUCGCCACCAUCAGCCUUAUUUGUUAUAUCUUGUUUUGGCCUUGAGGAGGUACUUGAAUCGUCGGGGCUUACUGGUACGAUGGAUGUGAAUCAAAGAAACAAGCAUGAUACUUCCGCACUAUACCUGUGUGCUCGUUGGGGCCACAUCGAGAUAAUCCGGAGACUCCUAGAUCUAGGAGCAGCUGUGGAUGCCCCCGGCUCUCAAUAUGGAAGUGCACUGCAAGCAGCAUCUUUUGCUGGAUAUAAAGAAAUUGUGAAAAUCUUACUCGAAAACGGCGCCUCCUUCUCCCUAACUGAAACUUCCCUAGCCAAAACAGGGGAAUAUUCGAGUCCGCUUCAAGCUGCUCUAGCCAAUGGGCAUGAUGAUGUCGCCAAAUUGUUGAUUGAUAAGAAAUGCAAAUUGGCCACACAGAAACAGUUUGACGAUACCAUAGAUGCUGCAAGCUUCAGGGGCAACAUCGAUAUCGUAGAGCGACUUUUAAGUGGCAAGGCUGGUGUUUUCACGCCAAACAUCCGGCCCGAUCCGCUCCAAGUUGCUCUUGCGAGCGGCAAAGUAAGACAAGCAACGCGACUAAUACAGGAAUAUGGCGUUGCUGGCAUUAAUGAAGAAAAGGGGUACUUUGGGAAUGCUCUCACCGCCGCUAUUUCCAGCCGCAAGCUCUGUCUUGUGCAGCUUGUCGUCGAUGCUGGCGCCAAUCUUGAUGCUCGCGGACGGUUUGGCUCUCCCUUGCGGGCUGCCGUUAUAUCCAAUCAUCUCAAUAUUGUGGGAUAUCUAUUGGAGAAAGGCCUCGACCCCAACACCGAAGACGAGAAGCUGGGUGACCCGCUCCAAGCCGCUGCCUCUGUAGGAAAUGUCGAUAUGAUGCUACUGCUGCUGGACCACGGAGCCUCUGUGAAUGGAUCCGGUGGCCACUUUGGAAACACGCUGCAAGCUGCCUGUUUCAACGGACAUGAGCAAGCUGUUCGACUAUUGAUUGAGCGUGGCGCUGCAUUGCCAGGUGAAUUUCGUAAGGGCCGGUAUCGUGAUGCACUGCAAGCUGCAGUCUAUGCUGGUCAUGAAGAUAUUGUCAAGGUACUCUUUGCAUCUGGUGUAAAGCUUGACUCAGGGCGGCCAACGUCUCUGUAUCUUUGCAGCCUACGUUCUAAGUUUAGGAGGAGGAUUGCGCUGCCGAGCUCAAGGACGGAUACGGGCAGACUAGAUAUUCUGAAAAUGCUGGGGCCGCUUGAGGUUGCCGCUCAAAAAGGUAAUAUCAGUUUGGUUAGGAUUUUACUAGCCAAAGGGGCUGAAAUAGAUGCCAGAGAUGCGUAUUAUCGAGGCAAUGAGUACCAAUGGGGGUGUACGUACACCGCAUUGCAAAUCGCGGCUUUUUGGGGACAUCUACCAGUGGUGGAACUUAUCUUGGGGCAUGGAGCAGACAUCAAUGCUGUGCGAAAAGCUCUCGGGACUCCCUUACAAGCGGCUUUAGAGGGAGGUCAUUUCGAUAUCGCAGAGGUGUUGCUGUCCCGGGGCGCAAAGAUCGAUCGACAUUGGGGAAUGCUCGGGUCGUGUCUCCAAGUUUAUUCCAAACGAGGGCACCUUGACGUUGUUCAGUUUCUGUUGGAUCGAGGAGCAAAAAUCGAAGAUUCGGGUGGCAAAAAUGGCAAUGCACUCCAGGUUGCCUGUGAUGCAGGGCAUAUUGACAUUGUUCGGUUCUUGCUUGGCAAGCGUGCAGAUGUGAAAGCACCCGGAAAGCAUCUGGGAAAUGCACUGCAAGCAGCCUCUGCAAGAGGACAUAUCGAAAUAGUCAAACUGCUUCUCCAUCAAGGUAUAGGAGUGGACGAUGCUGCCAAUAAUACUGAAACAGCGCUCUGCCUCGCUGCAAAGAAUGGGCAAGAGCAGAUGGUGAGUUUUCUGCUGCAACAAGGAGCCAACAUCGACGGCAAUUUGGCUCUUGUUGAGUAUGAUACGAGUGAAGAAUCAGAACAGACGAGUGAAAUUCCCAGCAUACAAAAGUUUGUUGCAAUUCUGACGAGUGAAAUUCCCUGCGUACAAAAGAUUGUUGCAAUUCCUCUUCAUCUCGCCGCCAUUGGUGGACACGAAUCUACCGUCUCUAUCCUCCUAAAAAACGGGGCAAAUGCCCAUCUGCAAGACAAAUUACGCAAUCAGGAAAUGGAUCAUUCGAGGACGCUUUUAUCAGCAUGCUUUCGCGGACAUGCUUCCAUUGCCAAACGGCUAUUUCAACACGACCCGUGGAGCUAUGCAUCUCAUGACACGUUUACACCCGCACUUGAGGCAAGUCUGACUGGAAAUAAAAAAGAUAUUUCAGCAAUGCUGGUUCAAGAAGCAAUUUAUGCGGGAUUCAAAGCCGAACACUUUGGUGGCGCAUUCAGAUACGCCUGUGCAGAGGGAUACACAGAGUUUUUGAAGCAAAUUUUGCAACAUUUCGAUCUUCAAAAUUGGCCUACCGCUCUUUUGAUAGCUGUAAAACGAGGCAGAGGCACCGUUGUUGAAGUUUUGCUGCAAAAUGGAGCCGGUGUGGACAUUCGCGACGAGAAUGGCAAUCUGGCAUUGGACCUAGCCAUAGAACGAAUCAAGGAAAGCAGAAGACCCGACUCGCCCUCUAGCUCACGAAACUGGAUCGAAGUCCUUGCGAUCUUGCUCUGUGCAGGGGCUCAUACAAAGGAUCAAUCUCGCAAAAUUAAGGAGGUCUUCCCGGAUAUUGCAAACAGCGCCAGAGUUGAUCAUUUGAGAAUGUUAGAUCACUGCGGGUACAAUAUAUUCGGUAAUGUCACACUUUAUUCAGAUGCUUUGAUCGAAGCCUCGGCCGACGGUGACAUUGAAAAGAUCUAUUACAUGGGUACAAAGCAUGUCCCUUCGAGUAGGGAUAUCAAAGCUGCUGUUCUUACUGCAAUAAAACAUCAAGGAACUCGGACAAAUCGGAUAUCAACGAUCGAGGCACUCAUGAGCCUCAGAACACCACUGCUGUUUGAUGAAAAUCAGGAUGCCGAGCCAUUGUUACUUGCUUGUAAGGAGAAGUAUUCCAACAUUGUUGCCAUUCUACUCCAGCACGCUAGGCACGGCAGAAAUGUCGUCGAAACAGCCUUGGAAGAAGCUAUUUGCCGCGAUAGCGUUAGUUGCGCACGCGCAAUUCUUGAGUUACAGGGCUGGGAACCGGCUGAACGACUUGAACUUUGUUCUCGCUUUAUUCCAAAAUGCCUCCCUGGUGAUUCUAAGGAUAUGCUUACGUAUCUGUUUGACCAAGGGGUAUCCCCGAACACAAGGGAUCCUAAAACUGGCGCAACUCUAUUAUACACCGCCGCUACCGAGGAUGAUAACCUCAGAGUCAAGACUCUUGUGGCUCAUGGCGCAGAUGUCAACCUCGAAGGAGGCCAGUAUGGGACAGCGCUACAUGGAGCAGCGGUUGCUGGGUAUUGGUUCAUGAUGGGGUUGCUGCUUUCAUCUGGGGCAAACGUUAAUGCACAGAAUAGGCAUAUUGGUACGCCGCUAAUGGCAGUGAUGGUGCAGACUUGGAAUGGAGAUUGCUUAAGGGCGAAGGGCAAUAAGUUUUGCUCAUUGAAAUGCCAUCGGUGCUGUGCAAGGGUGUUGCUCGAUUGGGAUGCGGAUGUCGAUGCCAAAGGUGGAGAGUUUGGUACAGCGCUACAGGCUGCAGAGAGGGUUGGGAACAAGCCUGGAAUAGAGAUGCUCCUACACGAGGAGUGUAUAAUAAUUUGA